This is a messenger RNA of Pogonomyrmex barbatus (red harvester ant), 539 nucleotides long. RefSeq lists its product as uncharacterized. The record is from RefSeq and is a predicted model, not a curated record. NCBI's taxonomy places the organism in Eukaryota, Metazoa, Arthropoda, Insecta, Hymenoptera, Formicidae. Gene Ontology annotation, biological process: detection of chemical stimulus involved in sensory perception of smell; sensory perception of smell. Gene Ontology annotation, molecular function: odorant binding; olfactory receptor activity. Gene Ontology annotation, cellular component: plasma membrane.
AUGUAAAUAGAAAGUGAGCUUCUUGCAACUGAAUAAAAAAUUUUUCCUUUGAUAUCCAAAAUGGAUAAUAAUGAACAAAUGUUAAUUUUUGGUAAUUCUAAUGUUCGGAAAAAUUAUAUUCGGCAAAAUGUUAGACCGGAAGAUAAGAUGAAUCUGUUAAAAUAUACACUCACGUUAAUGAUGUUUGCCGGAUGCUGGCGACCGACGUCAUGGGUAUCCUCGUUCAAAUAUAAACUUUACAACGUUUAUACGACAUUUCUGAUUCUUAUGUUAUAUGCGUUCGCGAUUUCUCAACUUAUGGCUAUUGUUUUAAAUGCCGCCAAUCCUGAAGAAUUUACUAGCGUUUUGUAUAUGAUGAUGACCGUGUGCAUCGCGAUCUUUAAGAUAUCCAGUAUGUGGAUGAAUCGUAAAAAUGUAGCGGACAUUAUUAAUAUUCUUACCAAGAAACCAUUUAAACCGAAGAUAGCUAGCGAAAUAAAGAUUCGUCAAAAUUUCGACAAAAUGAUACGGUAAAUAUUAUGUUUAAUUAUAUCUUUUUU